This is a messenger RNA of Contarinia nasturtii (swede midge), 1030 nucleotides long. Its product is annotated as synaptobrevin-like. The transcript has a single exon. Lineage: Eukaryota; Metazoa; Arthropoda; Insecta; Diptera; Cecidomyiidae. Gene Ontology annotation, biological process: vesicle fusion; vesicle-mediated transport. Bases 238 to 609 code for a protein of 123 amino acids. The record is from RefSeq and is a predicted model, not a curated record. Gene Ontology annotation, molecular function: SNAP receptor activity; syntaxin binding. Gene Ontology annotation, cellular component: SNARE complex; plasma membrane.
GGAAUUUUUUUCUUCGCUUGUCACUUUAGUUUUGCUGCAUUCAAUUUAUCUUAUUUUCUGUAUUCAUUUUAAUUAUUGUUUAUUUGCAAAAAAAAAGUAUUCAAUUCCAAUCACAAAUUGUUUUUGUGCACAAAAUUACUGAAUAAAAUCUAAAAAAAGAGGAGGGAAAGAAUUGUUUGCGAUAUCUAUAACAAAGAAGAUUUUUUUUAUUUUUGAUCACUUUACGAAACAAACACAAUGUCGGUGCCUUCUGGAUCAAACGAAAGCAACAGCACAAUUGGCGGUCAAAAUCCAUCGCAAAAACGAUUGCAAAAGACACAGGCCCAAGUCGAUGAAGUGGUUGGCAUAAUGCGUGUCAAUGUGGAAAAAGUGUUGGAACGUGAUCAAAAAUUAACGGAACUCGAUCAACGCGCCGACGCCUUACAAACUGGUGCAUCACAAUUCGAACAACAAGCCGGCAAGUUGAAACGAAAACAAUGGUGGGCCAACAUGAAAAUGAUGAUCGUCAUGGGAUGCAUUGGUGUCUUUCUGGUCAUCAUUAUAAUCGUAUCGUUAUGGCCAAGUGGAAGCUCAUCCGGGGAAAUUAAAAACUCACAAACACCAAAUUGAACUGCAGAACAACACAAAACCAUCAUUCUAAAAACCGAAAGCGAACAACAAUAGGACUUUUGAGUUGAUCCAACGAUAUAGCACAUUCUAAAUUCAAUCAAUUCCAAUAAAUAUUUUUUCUUCUUUUUGUUGGUUUUUCAGAUCUAAGCUAAUUUUUUUUUUUUUUUUUUUUCAAUUUUGUUACAAUUUUUUUUAGUUAAAUAAAUACCAUUUGCAGUUGUAUUUAAUAAUUCUCGAAAAAAUACACUACCGAUUUUGAAAAAUGUGCCUGAAUAAAUUUUUUGAAUUUUUGUUACGAUAAAAAUUUAAUCAUACAUAAAAUGAUUAUUUUUAUACGCACAUUUUACUACGAUUUUGUAGAGGGAAAAAUGAUUUUCUUUAAAUAAAAAAAGAGUAUAUUUUUUGCGGUCUCAAAAGCAGA